AUGGCAGAGAAGAAGAUGAAGCAAAAGGAGCUUAAGCGACGGAACAUCAUGGAUUCGAUCAAGCGCAUCGAGGAGUUCCUGGACAACUACAACCAAGAACAAGACUCCCAACAGGUAGCGAUACGAUUGAGCAGACUGGACAAGCUGAUGGAUACCUUCGAGGAUAUACAAGGUGAAUAUGAAACGUUUGACGAGUCCGAUGAAUUCGUUAAGCAUAAUAUGGGCGUUCGAGCAAAGGUAGAAGAGCAAUUUUUUCGGGUUAAAGGUGGGCUGACUUCCCUUAUGCCGUCCGUGGCACCAACACCAGCACAAGUGGUAGCGCCAGUUCCAGCUAUUUCUCACUCUAUUGGUGUCAAGCUUCCGACAAUUACACUCCCGCAGUUCGAUGGAGAUUUAAACGAGUGGUUAACGUUUCAUGAUUCGUUCAGUUCUUUGAUUCAUUCCUCGGCGGAUAUUCCAUGUAUUCAAAAAUUUCAAUAUCUCCGAUCUGCACUAAAAGGUGAUGCGCUCAGGUUAAUCGAAACCCUUACGAUCACCGCAGCAAACUAUAGUGUGGCAUGGCAGUCUCUUUUGAAUAGAUAUGCCAACAAAUAUUUAUUGAAAAAGAAACACCUGCAAGCAAUUACGCACCAACCCAAGAUGCUUGCCAAGUCCGCUUCAAAGCUUUGUGUCGUUGUCGAGGAGUUCCAACGCCAUGUUAAAAUCCUGGAACAAUUGGGUGAACCAACCACGCAAUGGAGCAGCUUACUGGUUCAUUUACUUUGCUCAAGAGUGGAUGAGCAAAGCCUGAAGGAUUGGGAGGAGUUCAUGUCCGCUGGUAACGAUCCCACGUACGCCAAUUUGAUUGAAUUCCUCAACAAGAAAAUUCGCACUUUUGAAUCACUUUCAAUUACUGCGGUUCAAUUUGCAUUAUCUCCCCAAAAUAAGCACAACCCCCCCUCAAAGCAGUCAAGGUCGUCCCAAGGUCCUUCGUCUUCUCAAAUUAAUAGUUACGCUGCAACUGAGAACUACCUACCUAAUUGCCAUGCAUGCAACCAACAACACCUGUUGGUAAAGUGUCCCGUGUUUGAGAAGAUGCCCUUAAAGGAUAGGCUGAACGUUGUGAACGCCAAGAAGAUUUGCAGUAAUUGCUUUCGCGGAGAUCACUUCGUUCGCAAAUGUGCAUCCAAAUUUUCCUGCCGCGUUUGUCAAAAGCGGCAUCACACCUUGUUACAUCCAGGAUUUGAACCACUGACGAACAACAACGGAAACAUUAACCUCAGUCAAGGUCAUCGUCAAGGAUCAACUUCUAACGCGGCACGAUGUGAAGUCGAGGCGAUAGGUGCACAAACUGAAACAUCAAUCUCGUCCAACUCUGUAUCGGACCCUCGCAGUGUGAAUGUAUUCCUUUCAACAGUUGUACUCAUCAUAAUAGAUGGUUAUGGGAGAGAGCACCUUGCACGAGCAUUAUUAGAUUCGGGAUCUCAGUGCUGCCUGAUGAGUGAGCGACUUUGCCAACAAUUGCGAUUGGUUCGACGCCGAAUAAACCAACCCAUAUUCGGUGUCGGGGAAUCUCAGGUACGUGCUGUUGGCUCGGCUUCCACCGAAAUUCGAUCGCGACUAGAAGAAUUUUCGGUUCCUAUGGAGUGUCUGAUUCUACGCAACAUCACCACAAGCCUGCCUGCGGUUACAAUACCGAAAAACAAUUGUUUUAUUCCCGAGGGCAUUGAUCUUGCGGAUCCUGAUUACAAUGUGUCGCGGAGAAUUGAUCUGAUAAUCGGAGCUGAACAUUUCUAUACUUUUCUAAAGGGUGGCCGGAUGAAUUUGGGUGAAUCGUCACCGACACUUGUGGAAAGCGUGUUUGGCUGGCUGGUGUCAGGAAAAUCAUCGUAUGCUCCAAUUCCCCACCCUCCGCUAUGUCAUAUUUCCACACUAGAAUCGCUCGAUAGGAACAUAGAGAAGUUUUGGCGAAUCGAAGAGGUAGAUACGAAAGUUCUUUCCCCGAUAGAACAACACUGUGAGAACUUCUACAAAAGCACUGUGUCCAGAGAUCCCUCUGGUCGGUAUGUGGUCAAAUACCCUAAAAAGGAUGGAUUUUCUCAUAUGCUGGGCGAAUCUUAUACCAAUGCUGUACGACGGUUGGAAGGUCUCGAAAGAAAGCUGGAGCGGAAUGAGUUGCUGAAAGAGAGGUACCACACCUUUAUGUCAGAGUUCGUUAACCUUGGUCACAUGCGUGAGAUUUCCCUAGAUGAAGAAGCAUCUUCCGUGGCCUGUUUUCUCCCACAUCACCCAGUUGUAAAAGAAGCGAGUAUGACCACGAAGGUCCGUGGCGUGUUCGACGCUUCAGCGAAAACUAGUACAGGUUACUCCCUUAAUGAUGGAUUGCUAACAGGUCCUGUGCUACAAGAUGAACUGUAUCUGAUUAUUCUCCGAUUCCGAAGGUAUAAGGUAGUUUUAUUGGCGGACAUCGAAAAGAUGUACCGCAUGGUUCGUAUCCAUCCAGAUGAUCAGCCUCUUCAAUGCGUACUGUUUCGCUUCAGUAAAGUUGCUCCUAUAACCAAGUAUGUCCUCACUACAGUGACAUAUGGAUUGUCUCCAUCGUCGUUUCUAGCAACGCGUACUCUCUAUCAGCUUGCCGAAGACGAAGGAAGUUCGUAUCCUCUCGCUGCUGAUGCCUUGAAGCAAGAUUUUUACAUGGACGAUUUCAUCCGAGGAGAAAAUUCCGUUGAUUCGGCGAUUCAAUUACGACGGCAAAUGACUGAGUUACUUCAUCGUGGAGGCUUUCGGUUGAGAAAAUGGUGUUCCAAUUUCCAAGAGGUCCUUGAUGGCGUUCCCGAGGAGGAUUUAGCUGCUCAGUCCAAUCGUACAUUCGACCCUGACGAGACGAUUAAGACAUUGGGACUCAGCUGGGAGCCAUUGACUGAUCAGUUUCGUUUCGACGUGAAUAUAGGCAUGAAGCAGAGCAAGAUCACAAAGCGCAUAAUACUGUCGGAGAUUUCUCGUUUGUAUGAUCCACUCGGAUUAAUUGCUCCGAUAGUGGUUCGGGCCAAAAUAAUCAUGCAACAGUUAUGGAUGUUGUCUCUGGAAUGGGAUGAGGAAGUGCCUACAGACAUCCAAACUAAGUGGGCGACCUUCGUCAAGGAAUUGUCUUCCUUAUCCAAAUUUAGAAUAGAUCGCUAUGCUUUCGAGGUGGGGGUGGUGCAGCUUCAUUGUUUUGCCGAUGCAUCUGAUGAUGCAUAUGGGGCGUGCAUUUAUGUUCGUACAGCUGACACCCACGGAUAUGUGAAAACUGAGCUGUUAACCGCAAAAUCUCGGGUGGCCCCAUUAAAAAAGCGUAGUAUUCCCCGAUUAGAGUUAUGUGCAGCACAAAUUGCUGCCCAUUUAACAUCCAAGGUCCGUGCUACAUUAGCAAUCGAAGCGGAUUCCGUCUGGUAUUGGUCAGACUCGAUGGUAGUUCUGCAUUGGCUUCAAUCACCACCCCAAACAUGGAAGACUUUUGUGUCCAAUCGCGUUGCAGACGUCCAAAUUCUAACCCACGGAUCAAAAUGGCGACACGUUUCUGGUACUGAGAAUCCUGCAGAUCUUCUUUCACGCGGUAUGGCAGUCGAAAAAUUUACAUCCAGCGAACUUUGGAGACAUGGACCUUCCUGGCUGCGGAAAGAACAGCAUUUAUGGCCGGAACAAAAUGCUAUUUUGACGGAUCAAGGAACCGACGAGCUGCUGGAACGAAGGAUAAACAGUUUGGUCGUCCAAACCACGUCGCCACCUAACCCAAUAAUUACCCGAUUCUCGUCAUACCAUCGCCUGACUCGUACGAUUGCUUACUGCUUUCGCUUCGUUAACAACGUUCGGGAGAAAGAAAAAAGGAACACAGAUAUUCUAUCUACCGAAGAACUAGAACACUCAAAAACUUGUCUUAUCAAGAUGGUGCAAGCUGAGUGCUACAAGGAUGAGCUCCAGGCUCUGAAAAAGGGAAAAUCAGUUGCAAAUCGAUCCACACUGAAACUUUUAAAUCCCACUAAGGCUGUUCACAUUGAACUGGUUGGAGAUUUAUCUUCAUCAUCCUUCCUCUCUGCCUUGCGCAGAUUUAUUGCUCGCCGUGGGUUACCCGAACACAUUUAUUCGGAUAACGCCACGAAUUUUGCCGGGGCCAAACACGAACUUCAUGCUCUCUAUCAAAUGCUCAAAAAUCAAACCGAAAAUGCUCGUAUCGCUACCAGUCUUGCAACGAAUGGGAUAAAAUGGCAUAUGAUCCCCCCGCGCGCCCCAAACUUCGGCGGCCUUUGGGAGGCCGCAGUAAAGGUGGCAAAAAAACACCUCGUUCGCCAAAUAGGAACUAGUUCGCUUCUGCAAGAAGACCUGCAAACAGUGUUAGCUCAAAUUGAGAGCUGUAUGAACUCUCGCCCUUUGGUCGCGUUGUCGGAUGACCCCAACGACCUUGAAGCCCUAACGCCGGGGCACUUUUUAGUGGGCUCAAACUUACAAGCGCUCCCCGAGCCGGAUUUGCGGAACCUGCCGACCAACCGUUUGGAUAGAUACGAAUGUGCUCAACAAAAGGUUCAACAUUUCUGGUCCCGAUGGACUUCCGAAUACCUCAAGGAGCUUCAACAUCAAGCAACUAUCAACCCGCGAAAGGUCAGUCUCAAGAUUGGCCAAAUAGUCGUUCUCCAGGACCAGCAACUGCCAAUGCUUCGCUGGCCAUUGGCCCGCAUAAUGCAGCUUCACCCUGGUCAAGACGGCGUGGUGCGUGUGGUAACCGUUCGUACUGCGUCGGGUAUUUUCAAGAGGCCAACGUCGAAGGUUUGCCUGCUGCCACCGGAGAUGGAGGACGGCGAAGAAAACUUAGCAGCUAAGUAG
This is a messenger RNA of Armigeres subalbatus, 4836 nucleotides long. RefSeq lists its product as uncharacterized. Gene Ontology annotation, molecular function: nucleic acid binding. Lineage: Eukaryota; Metazoa; Arthropoda; Insecta; Diptera; Culicidae. The transcript is spliced from 2 exons. The record is from RefSeq and is a predicted model, not a curated record. The coding region runs from base 1 to 4836 and encodes 1611 amino acids. Gene Ontology annotation, biological process: DNA integration.